AUGGCGGAUCAGAAACAGCCUCCUCCUCCCGACGCAACACCCCCCUUGACCGAACAGAAAAUACCACUCAGCCAUGGAAUGGAUCAAGCUGCCGAGUAUCUGGCCCAGUCGACAGGCUAUGCGGCCCUGUCGCCAGAGGCUGAGCGCAGAAUGUUGCGGAAGAUGGAUUGGAUUCUCAUCCCCAUGCUGUUUCUCACCGCGACUCUCGGUGCUGUUGACAAGGUUGCAAUCAGCACCGCUGCCAUUUACGGACUGAGAGAGGACCUCCAUAUGGUUGGCCAACAGUACUCCUGGGCGGGAUCGAUCCUGUCGUUCGGUGCGAUUGUCGGCAUGUGGCCUUCCUCCUACCUGGUCCAACGACUGCCGUCCGCCAAAUAUCUCUGCAGCUGCUCCAUCGGCUGGUCGGCCAUGGCCCUGCUCAUCCCGGCAUGCCGGAACUGGGGUGGACUGAUGGCUCUCCGAUUUUUCAUGGAUAACAUUCAUAGAAGGUCUCCAUGCAUAUAG
Rasamsonia emersonii CBS 393.64 is the source of this 504-nucleotide messenger RNA. RefSeq lists its product as uncharacterized. The coding region runs from base 1 to 504 and encodes 167 amino acids. Gene Ontology annotation, molecular function: transmembrane transporter activity. The record is from RefSeq and is a predicted model, not a curated record. NCBI's taxonomy places the organism in Eukaryota, Fungi, Ascomycota, Eurotiomycetes, Eurotiales, Trichocomaceae. The transcript has 5 exons. Gene Ontology annotation, cellular component: membrane.